Molecule: messenger RNA, 1398 nt
Organism: Annulohypoxylon truncatum
Lineage: Eukaryota; Fungi; Ascomycota; Sordariomycetes; Xylariales; Hypoxylaceae
Product: DUF1593-domain-containing protein
Exons: 2
Coding region: 1-1398 (465 amino acids)
Molecular function (GO): hydrolase activity, hydrolyzing N-glycosyl compounds
Source: RefSeq, a predicted model, not a curated record
AUGUCGGACAUCCUGAACGAGCCAGACGAUUCGAUGUCCCUUGUACGCUACCUCCUCUACUCAAACGAGUUUGACACUAGAGGGAUCUGUGCAACAACAUCUUGGUGGCUGAAGAACGCAACUCACCCAGAGGAGAUGCGCAGGAUCAUUAACGCAUAUGGAGAAGUUGUCGACAAUCUCAAUCAACACGUCAAUCCAAAUGCAUCAUAUCAAAGCGCCGAGGAGUUGCUAUCGCUCGUUACUUCGGGGCCUUCUACUUAUGGCCACACUGCGUUAGAUCAACCCGUGAGCGAGGGAGCUAAACGAAUCAUUAGCGCUCUGCAAGAAUCAGAAGAGCCUCUAUUCAUCACAGGUUGGGGCGGAACCAAUACGCUCGCCCAGGCGCUGCUUCACAUGGAUAAAACCUUGUCUCCUUCCGAAGCCUCUGAGUUGAGAUCGCGAAUCAGAUUAUAUACGAUCUCCGACCAAGACGACACGGGAGCCUGGAUCCGCGCUCGCUAUCCGGAGUUGUUUUAUAUCGUAUCGAUCCAUUCUUUCAACGAUUACCAAGUAGCGACGUGGGUUGGAAUGGACCUGGUUACUUCUCCUGGCGCGAACUCAACCAUCGUUCAGAACCCGUGGCUAGAUGCUAACAUUCGGCUGGGGCCUCUCGGGGCUAUGUACCCGCAGAUAAUCUACGGGAUGGAAGGCGAUACGCCUAGCUUUCUAUGGUUGGUCCAAAACGGACUCGUGUAUAGAGAUCGCAUCGACUGGGGUACUUGGGGAGGACGCUACAGUCGUCCAGAGCCUCUGGUCAACUGGGCGAGCGGGAUUUAUACAAACCACUUCGUCGACGCGCUAGACAGCGGCGUGAUCGGAGUCGACGGGAAUAGCUACCAAACCAAUCAGGCAACAAUAUGGCGUUGGCGUAGAGCUUACCAAGAUGACUUCGCCGCUCGGAUGCGAUGGACUCUGACGCCGAACUUCUCGGAGGUUGGGCAUCCACCCGUGCUGAAUAUCAAUGGCCAGCAGGGCCCAGAUCCGGUCUUCGUCAAGGCGAAGAGCAACGAGACGUACACGUUCGACGCGGGCCUCACGUACGACCCCGACCACCCGUCAGACAGCAGUGGUCUAGAGUUCCAAUGGUUUUUAUACGCGGAGCCCACUUUCUACACGUCGAACGUAACGAUUGAGGCCCUCCCGCCCCCGGAGGGGUCAAGCGGUAAACUAGACGCUAACGAUGCCGGCUUCGCCAACGUGACGCUCGGUACCAGGGUUCGGAUUACUGCGCCGCAGUCGUUCAUCAACUCUAACACGGGGCUUGAGAGCAAUUUUCAUGUGAUAUUGCAGGUCACGAACCGCGCGGGGCUGUAUCCGAUUAGGAGAUACCAGAGGCUUGUAUUCGAGUAUGAAAGCUGA